This is a messenger RNA of Eupeodes corollae, 4530 nucleotides long. It is a transcript of the gene DCX-EMAP, whose product is annotated as echinoderm microtubule-associated protein-like CG42247. Bases 1088 to 3634 code for a protein of 848 amino acids. Gene Ontology annotation, cellular component: mitotic spindle. The transcript has 11 exons. Gene Ontology annotation, biological process: intracellular signal transduction; microtubule cytoskeleton organization. The record is from RefSeq and is a predicted model, not a curated record. NCBI's taxonomy places the organism in Eukaryota, Metazoa, Arthropoda, Insecta, Diptera, Syrphidae. Gene Ontology annotation, molecular function: microtubule binding.
GUUUUUAUGUACUCUUAUAAGAAAAAAGUUAUUUUGUUUACAAAUCCAUGCGAUAUAAACCCACUUAACACCAAAAUUUGUAAAAAAAUAUUUGAAUGGCCUUAAAUUGAAUAUUUAAUUUUCUGUCCAGGGAAAAAACUUGUUUGGCAAAGGAAGUGGUAAGCGAUGUUAAAUACGGUUUAAUAUAUAUUAUAUUUCAAACUUAAAGUUAACAACUUUUUUGUUUGAAAGCUUUAACAUACGGAAUACUAACAUUUUGUAGGGUUUUUCAAAAAGAUUAUUUUGAAUUAGGUCAAGCUACAGACGAAAAAAGGUCUAUUUACAUACAUGCAUGUUAUAAUAGGUAACUUCCAUUAAUAUAAGGUGUUGCACUAAAUUCCCUUGAAUAUUCGCUUAUACAAAUUAUAUAAAACUUAUAGAAAUACACCGCAAUCCCGUAAUAAUAUAAUGUGCAAGGCUAUUCCCUAUGUACAUUCUACAUUGUACUGUACUCUUGUGCCGUAUGUAUAGCUAAAUUCACACCAGCAUACAUACAUUAAAUACAUAAAAACUACGUCAGCACUUACAAUGGUAAUCGUCUUAGGCUGGCUAUUAGACGGUCGUCCUGUUAUAAAACUUGUGCUUUGGUUUCUUUGAACACUAAGCAACCAACAUUUACCGACCCUUUGCCCAAUGCCCAUAUUGUCGAAGAAGUCAUAAUUCACUAUAUUGUUUCUUACAUUACGACUGGGUGGUUGGCGCGUGUUGACUAUAACAAAACAAUGUGGAAGUAGCUUUUUUAAAUGGUUAAAUGUUCAAGUGAAAAAAGGCUCGUCAGUUGACUUUUACCCGGAACAGUAAACGACGCUUUGCUUAAAAAAUUAAUGUGAUGUAACCGUCUUCAAUACAUUCAAUAUUUGACGUGCAUUAGGAAAUAACGAUAUUCUUGUUGUUUUUAAAUGAGAAUAAAUAAACUUAAAUUUACUUUGAAACAACUAGUUAGUUAAAAUAUAAAAUUUUAAAUGUUUAAGAGUGAUAGAUAUUUCUUUGUGCAACACUUUUCAGUCUUAAAUGUCUAAGUUCUUAAAUCAUUGAAAUCAAGUUCUUAAUGUCUGAAAGUGACGAAGAUUCAACUUUUGAGGUUCUUCCUUCACCUUCAAAACACUGGGACCCUGCUAGCUACGGUAAAAAAAACGGAAUGUGGUAUGCUUCCCCCGGAAAUCAGGGCUGGGGAUCAAAGCCAAUCAGCCGAAAACCUUCUAUCAUGGAAGCUGAUUUGGGGACUUUAUCAACAACAUCCGGCUCUAUAAAACGCAGUGCCGGACGAGUUAUAAGAAUCAUAAAUAGUUUGGAUCAUUCAGUUCAGUGCCGUGUUCUACUCAACUUACGCACUUCACAGCCUUUCGAAGAUGUUUUAGAAGACCUGGGUCAAGUUUUAAAAAUUAAUGCAGCUAAAAAAAUGUAUACGGGGACAGGACAGGAAGUACGAAGUUUCUCGCAGCUUCGAAAUGAAUUUGCGGAUGUAGACACCUUUUAUCUAGCGACUGGAACGGCUAUAAUUGCAGGUUCCCCAAUUCGAAGGUCACGAUCACGACCCUCUGUAGUCCCUGCACCAAUUUCAACCGAUGAGCUUCCAAAAGUUCCCAUUCGUGGAGCCCGACCUAGAAGUAAAAGCCGACCUAGAAUUUUAUAUGCGCCGGAAAGUGAAAUCCUUCGACCAAGUGGUGAAUACUCCAUGUUAGAUAUUAUCAAAGAAGAACCUACUAAAGUAACUAUAAGAGGUUUGAGAAGAACCUUUUAUCCACCGAUUCAUCAUGCACCAGCUGACAAUUCUCCACCUGAUAAAAAGCUCCAAUUGCAAUGGGUUCAUGGUUACCGAGGAAUUGAUGCUCGUCGCAAUCUUUGGGUACUUCCAUCUGGGGAGCUGCUUUACUAUGUUGCAGCAGUAGCUGUUUUGUUAGACCGCGAUGAAGAAGCACAACGACAUUAUACUGGUCACACUGAAGAUAUCAUGUGUAUGGAUGUACAUCCUUCAAGAGAGUUAGUAGCGUCUGGACAAAAAGCAGGACGUGAUAGAAAAUCUCAAGCUCACGUACGUAUCUGGAGUACAGAAUCCCUCCAAACUUUGUAUGUUUUUGGAAUGGGUGAACUAGAUACAGGUGUAACAGCAGUUACUUUUUCGCAAUUGAAUGGUGGCAGUUAUAUUUUAGCCGUUGACAGCGGACGCGAGAGUAUUCUUUCUGUAUGGCAAUGGCAGUGGGGUCACCUUUUGGGAAAAGUUGCGACUUUGCAAGAAGGGCUUUCGGGAGCAGCUUUUCAUCCACUUGAUGACAACUUAAUUAUUACACAUGGCCGAGGUCAUCUUGCUUUUUGGCACCGCCGAAAAGAUGGAUUUUUUGAGCGAACAGACAUAGUAAAACAGCCGUCUAGAUCCCAUAUUACUAGUGUUCAAUUUGAACCUGAUGGUGACGUUGUAACGGCUGAUUCAGAUGGGUUCAUUACAAUAUAUAGCGUUGAUUCUGAUGGUGCUUACUUUGUGCGUACUGAAUUUGAAGCUCAUAAUAAAGGAAUAGGAUGUCUCAUCAUGCUUGGGGAAGGAACUUUACUUUCCGGUGGCGAAAAGGAUCGUAAAAUUGCCGCAUGGGAUUCAUUGCAAAAUUAUAAAAAAAUUGCCGAAACAAAGCUUCCAGAGUCUUCGGGGGGAGUUCGUACGAUUUAUCCUCAAAGACCAGGAAGAAACGACGGAAACAUAUACGUUGGCACGACCAGAAAUAAUAUUCUUGAAGGUUCACUACAAAGGCGCUUCAAUCAGGUUGUUUUCGGACAUGGCCGUCAACUUUGGGGACUUGCUGUACAUCCAGAAGAUGAAAUUUUUGCAACUGCUGGUCACGAUAAACACAUUGCACUUUGGCGGAAACAUAAAUUAAUUUGGUCAAUUCAAACUGGAUACGAAUGUGUUGCAUUAGCUUUUCAUCCAUUUGGAACUGCUCUUGCAGCAGGAAGUACAGAAGGGCACCUUCUUGUUAUAAAUGCCGAAAAUGGUUCAGUUAUGUUAACAUUGCGAGUUUGUGGUUCACCUCUAAACUGCAUCGCAUAUAAUCAAGUGGGAGAUAUGAUCGCAAUGGGUUCGCAAAAUGGAAGUAUUUACCUGUUUCGAGUUUCUCGUGAUGGCUUCUCAUAUAAAAAAGUUAACAAAAUCCGUGGAUCUCAGCCUCUCACUCAUCUUGAUUGGAGCAUGGAUGGUAAUUAUGUACAAACUGUAACCAUUGAUUUUGAUUUGCUAUUCUGGGAUGUCAAAUCCCUCUCACCGGAACGAAGUCCAAUUGCAAUGAAAGAUGUUAAAUGGUUGACAAAUAACUGUACGGUUGGAUUUCUUGUGGCUGGAAUAUGGAACAACCGAUACUAUAAUAAUACAUCAACAAUAAUUGCUACAUGUAAUCGUUCCUCGAUUCACGAUAUGUUAGUGUCCGGGGAUUCAGACGGAUAUUUACGUUUAUUUAGAUAUCCAUGCACAAGUCCAAGAGCUGAAUUCAAUGAAGCAAAAGUAUACUCGGGAAUGUUGGCAUGCGCACGAUUUCUGUUUGGGGAUCGGAACAUCGUUACUGUUGGCGGCACCGACGCAUCACUAAUGAUUUGGGAUUUAGUUGAUGAAUAGCCCAAAUGGCCGCCUUGGCGAACUGCUGAUGCAUCCUUUCAGUCCCGGUAUAGUGACAACUGGCGCCGGCAAAAUAGCAUGAUUUCCUCAACUCUUAUUGACAGUGAUUCAGAAGAAUAAUUAAUAAAAAAAGUGUAGGUUUUCAAGUCUUACCAUUGAAUAUUCAAGUCUUCAAUUUAUUAUUAUAUAAAUCGUUUCCAAAAAUAUCUUCCAAGUAAAAAUUCAAUUAAAAAAGUUUGUUUAUAAGUAGUUUAAAUUGUUGCACUGCUAGGAGCAUUCAUUUAAAUAUUUAUUAGUACCCAAAUCUUUAACAAAUUAACACAAAAUUUAAUGAUACAAAAAUAUAUAUGUACUUAUAUUAAAGACAUCAAAUUUGGUCACUCCCGCAUUAUUAUUUUAGUCUAUUGUUUUCAAUUUGACACUCCGAAAUAACUAAAUAAAUAAAAAUUGAAAGAACUGCCCUUCUUAAAAUAAGUAUAGGUAUAUUUUGUACUGAAAUGUAAUUCUCGGUAUCCAAACAACAUUCAAAAUACUUAAAGUAGUUAAAACAGUAAAAUGAUCAAUAGUUGUAUUUUUUUAGUUUGUUUUGUUUAAAAAGAAUUAGUUGUUAUCAAAUAUUUUAUUUUUGUAUAUGACACUACGAAUGAAAUCACAGUAAAUGUAUGAAAAACGAAACAAGUUACACUACAUACAUAAUAUUCAUUAAAUAGUUUUCGUGAAUAAAUUAAUUAUUUAUUAAAAAAAACAUAAUUUAUGGUAAUCUUAUGUUUGUUAGAAAUAUACGAGGCUUCAUUUUUAUCGCAUAAUAUCGACCAGUUAUACAACAAUGUUAUAUUCCAACAGUCACUUGAAAAAGUGUUUUUUUUAAAUAUACAAUAAAGUUACACUUUCCCAUA